Ilyonectria robusta is the source of this 3036-nucleotide messenger RNA. RefSeq lists its product as uncharacterized. The transcript has 2 exons. NCBI's taxonomy places the organism in Eukaryota, Fungi, Ascomycota, Sordariomycetes, Hypocreales, Nectriaceae. The record is from RefSeq and is a predicted model, not a curated record. Bases 40 to 3036 code for a protein of 998 amino acids.
GAAGCCGCAGAAUGUGCUACCAAGUGCUCUCGUGAUCUCAUGGGUCAUCACGGAAUGUCCAACAUGAACACGCUCUGCACCGACAUCGCCACUCAGCGGGCCCUCUUUCUAUGCCUAACCAACUCUUGCAAGUCUCAGACUUAUGGCCCUGCUCUCGCGUACUCCAUUUCAGAGUGUUCUAGCCUCGGUGCUACCAUCUCCAAGCUUCAUCCUGUCGAACUUCAUCAUUUUGAACCUCAUCAACGACAACCCACAUCAAUCGCCCCUCGCUCUGAGGCAGGGAUGCUUAGCUUUGCAGACCAGUUUACACUCUCGGUAGACUGCACCGCCGGAUCUGAUGGUGUUCUUACCCUAUCCCUACCAUCCGCUGGUUCAUCCCCAACAAGCCAACCACUUCCCUAUGGUGCAUCUCCUGCCUCAAACUCUCCAGGUGCUGCUUCAGGUCCCAGCUCAGGACUUGGCACCUCUCCUGGUUCCCCUUACCCUCCCACAGGCCCUCAACCCGCUGCCACUGGUCCCCAAUCUCCUGCCACUGGUCCCCAAUCCCCUUUCACUGGUCCUCAACUUCCCACUGGCCCUCAAUAUCCUCCUCAAGAUCAGCCUGGUCUAGGUGUCAUGCCACCUGUCCUUCCAUCAGCCAGUUCUCCAAACCAAGGUUCUGGAAAAGGUGCUUUGCCUUUGAACACCGGUUCUAAUGGGUUUAAUCCUGCCGAAGAAGAUUGCGACGACGACGGUUCAUCCAAUCCAUCGUCUGGUGGACAACCUUGGCCGGUCCCUAUUCCAGCACCAGCCAAUCCGGCUGGAGGUGCCCAGUCUGUUGACCAGAGCUCACCAAAUACCCAGCCUCUUCCUGUGCCGGGAAGUCCAGGUCCUUCGAGCCCAUGGGGUGCGUCUGGAGUGAUCAACAAUGGCCCUAGUGGGGGUUUGCAAGGGCCCUUUAGUGAUGCUGGCAGCAACAACGGCGAGUACCCAUCGACUGGAACCAACCAAAGCCCGUCAACCGGAGUCAACCAAGGCGGUACCGGUGGCUCUCCCUCUUCUGGGUUAGGAGACGGCAAUGAACGUCCAACUUCUGGCCAAGGCAGUUCGGGACCAGCUCAGCCUGUGCCACAGCCUGCUUCGCAACCACCGGCUCAGGGCCCAGGCUCAUCUGGCCCAGCCGAUCAGAGUGGGACGUACCCAGCUGGACAGGGCCAAAGCCAGACAGAUGAGGAUUGCGACGAUGGUCCACCUGGCAGCCCAGACUCUGGUGCACCUGUCCCUCCUCCCCUGACACCACCACCGACACCAGCCGGCUCGCCAAAUUGUUCCGGCGAUAAUGGCAGCCCAGACUGCCCUAGCUCAAACCAAGGAGCUCCGCAGCCGUCAGUCUCUCCACGUCCUUCUGGUCCUUCUCCGGGAAAUGAAGACAACAGCGGGUGUGCCGGCGUUGGAGAUGGACCCCAAAACUGUCAACCACCAGCUCCCCCACCACCUCAGGGCCCAUUGCCUGCUCCUUUGCCCCCCAACCUUCCGGUUCCUUUGCCCGUCCCGAUGCCCGUCCCAGCAUCAGAUGACGCAAGAUGUUCAGGGAAUGUUGGAGAUCCUCCCUGCGUGGGUGCUGGCGCACCAGCUGCUGGACCAGCUCCCUCCAGCGGCAAUGGCAAUGGCAUUGAUCCUAACGCCGGCACGAUUAACGGAGGUCCAAGAGGCGGCACUGAAGCUUCUCCGAAUGCUCAGACACCUGGAUCAGGACCUGCCGGACACUGUGCCGAGUCUGAUUCUGGCCAAGGUUGCGAGACCAAAGCCGGUCCUCAGGCGCAGGCGCCCGCUUCCUUGCCUCCUGUUCCAUCCUCACCACUUCAACCUCCUUCACCACCUUCGCCUCCUUCGCCUCAGCCCGCUGGUGAUAGUACGGAUUGCCACGGAGCGACUGAAGGUCAAUCCUGUGGCUUCGGGUCUGUCUCCAAUUCUCCGCGCCCUCCCUCGCCUCCCGCAUCAGGCGUUCUAGGUUGCCCCGACGGCCUCAAUGACGGAACUUGCCCUUCGACCAACUCCCCCCAAUCCUCUCCUGCUCAACCCCAAAUCCCUCCCGUCAUUCCGCAAUUUUUGCCCCCAUCUUCUCCUCCAGCUCCAGCUCAGCUUCCUCCAGCUCCAGCUCAGCUUCCUCCAGCUCCGGCUCAGCUUCCUCCAGCUGCCCCCCAGUCUCCAUCAGCACCUCCAGCUCAGCUGCCUCCUCCAGCUCAGCUUCCUCCCACAGCCCCGCAGUCCCCAUCACCACCUCCAGCCCCUGUUCAGCUUCCUCCUGCAGUUACCCAGUCUCCAUCUUCUCCUCCAGCUCAGCUUCCCCCCACGGGUCCCCAGUCCCAAUCACCACCUCCAUCUCCUGCUUCUGGGGAUUGCUCCGCGGAAGGAAAUGGAAAUGGUCAACCUUGCCCAGCCUCGCAUCCAGGUGGUACCGCCCCGGGAGCCGACCCGGUUACAAUUCUACCAGCUCCGCCAAAUUCGCCUCCACGCAACACAGAUCUUUCUUCACCCGCGCAAGGGAACCCUCCGCCUUCGCCUAAUGAUGGUCCUGUCAACCCAUGCGACAGUGAUCCAUCGAACUGUCACAACCUUGAUACAGGUGCAGGUCCCAAUGUGGUACCUUCAUCGCCUCAAGCACUUCCUUCCACAUACGGCGGACCUGUUCUGGGAGAAGACCAGGCUCCUCCAAGUCCUAACAACCCCGGAUCCGCACCUUUACCACCACCAGACAAUCAGGCCCCAGGCCCGGGUGAGCAGACAUGUAACGGCGAGUGUCCUGUGAACAACGAUGGGCCGAAUUCUUCACCUCCAGUCAUCUCAAGCCCAAUCGACGGGCUUCCCCAGGGUCAAGGGCCGGUCUCUCCUCCCUCUGGACCACCAAAUUCCGGUGCCCCUGACUCUCCCUCGAGGGCCGCAGAAGAAGAUUGCGACGAAGGCGAAGUCAAGCGGGAUGUCCUUGGAUCAUCUCCCGCCGCUGUGCUCGCCCCCGGCAAAAUUGGGUUCAAUGAAGGCACACUCAUGACACUCUAG